AUGUCACAUCAGCCAAAUAUGGAACCACGUGCUCGUAUAAAUAAAAUGUCGGCUGAAGUUGUUGAUACAAAUCCCUACAGUCGUUUAAUGGCACUUCAGAGAAUGGGCAUCGUUGCAGAUUAUGAACGUAUUCGACAAUAUUCUGUUCUAAUUGUGGGUGUGGGAGGUAUUGGAAGUGUGGCAGCAGAAAUGUUAACAAGAUGUGGAUGUGGGAAAUUGUUGUUAUAUGACUACGAUAAAGUUGAAUUGGCUAAUAUGAAUCGAUUAUUUUAUCAACCACAUCAGGCUGGAUUAAGUAAAGUCGAAGCAGCAGCAGAAACGUUGAGAUUUAUUAAUCCAGAUGUUAUAAUUGAAACAUACAAUAUGGAUAUAACAAAAAUAGAUAAUUUUCCAUUAUUUAUGGAUAAAAUACGGACAGGAAGUAAAGAUGGCAGAAAUGUUGAUCUUGUACUUAGUUGUGUGGAUAAUUUCGGAGCAAGAAUGACAAUAAAUACUGCUUGUAAUGAACUUGAUCAGAUAUGGAUGGAAUCUGGUGUUAGUGAAAACGCCGUCAGUGGUCACAUACAGUUGUUAAUACCUGGUGAAACGGCUUGCUUUGCAUGUGCUCCUCCGUUGGUUGUUGCAGACAAUAUUGAUGAGAGAACGCUGAAACGUGAGGGUGUGUGUGCAGCCUCUCUUCCGACAACGAUGGGUAUUAUCGCUGGUUUACUGGUUCAAAACGUGCUUAAAUAUUUACUUAAAUUUGGUCGUGUAUCGAAUUAUGUUGGUUAUAAUGCUCUUGAAGAUCAUUUUCCAACAAUGACUUUGAGACCAAAUGAUGAAUGCGAUGAUAGUUAUUGCAGAAAAAGGCAAAUCGAACAUCAAUUGAAACAUAUUGAACCUGUCCAAGUCGUUCAUCAACCUGUACCAGAUGUUAUUCAUGAAAAUAAUGAUUGGGGUAUUGAAUUGGUAGCUGACAGUUCCCCAACCAAUGAUAAUGAUGAAGAUUCCUCUCACUCACAGCUAAUUGACGUUGUUAGCGGCAGCGUUGAUCAAGUAAAAUAUGCAUACACAAAAAAUAGAGAAAAAAAGCUUGUUCAUCAGUUUGAUUCCGAUGAAACAUCAGCUGCAUCAUUGACCAGAGAUGACGAUAUUUCAAUAGAAGAUUUAAUGUUAAAAAUGAAAGGUUUAAAUGAGAAAACAUUUUUAUUUUCAAUAAUGGUACUACCCAUAUUUGUUAGCACAUUAUGUAUGGUGUUGAUGUCAACUGUGUUUGGCGACGAAAGAUGUCUUUCUCCAAAUAUUCAAAGUCAAGGUUCAUUUCCACUGAAGUAUGGCGAUUCGUCAAUCGUUGCUUAUGGUACUGUCACAAGUAAAUCGAUUUAUCCAACAGAUCAACAUUUAUUUAAUGUCACAUUCCAAGUUGACUGUGUGUUGAAAGGGGAAAUAAACGAAAGAAAAAUCAAUAUCACUCAAGCAGGUUCAGCACCGAAUCAUAAUGGAUGUCAAUAUUUGGAUGUUGGAAAACAAUAUAUCGUUUUUAUUCAGAAAUUUUUCAAUGUUUAUUCUCCCAUGGACAUGGAAGAAAUUGAACUGAGAAAUGACACAACAGCUAAUAUAUUUGAACAAUAUUGCGAUUCAGCGGAUGAAAGUCUUACACUGUAUUAUUAUACUCUGAAAUAUGAACCGAAUUCUGUUGUUGAUAAAUGUGGUAUUUUAUCAGCAUCUUGCAACGAAAAAGUUAAAAAUUCAUUCAUAUCCCGUGAGUAUGGUGUUGGAUUUCCAUUUCUCACUCAUCAAAGUAUCAUUAUCGGUGGUUAUUCGACAGAAACAGUUACGAAUAAUUCAAUUCAUCACAUGGUUAAUAAUGGUAUUGAAUCAUUCCAGCAUCAACCAGAACACAAAGGCAAAUCGGCAAUAGCCGAUGAUCCUAAACAUGGCAGUGCUGCAUUCUUACAUUAUCAUCUAUCACUUGUUUUUACAGGUGUUGUCUACUUUCUAUUUUUGCGAUAA
Didymodactylos carnosus is the source of this 1992-nucleotide messenger RNA. NCBI's taxonomy places the organism in Eukaryota, Metazoa, Rotifera, Eurotatoria, Philodinida, Philodinidae. The record is from the annotation of a GenBank genome assembly.